Vidua chalybeata is the source of this 1615-nucleotide messenger RNA. RefSeq names its product inhibitor of growth family member 4 (gene ING4). Lineage: Eukaryota; Metazoa; Chordata; Aves; Passeriformes; Viduidae. The transcript has 8 exons. Gene Ontology annotation, biological process: positive regulation of apoptotic process; regulation of DNA-templated transcription. The record is from RefSeq and is a predicted model, not a curated record. Gene Ontology annotation, cellular component: nucleus. The coding region runs from base 40 to 789 and encodes 249 amino acids.
UCCGCUUCCCGCCGGAAGCGCCGGUGUGUGGGGCCGAAGAUGGCGGCGGGGAUGUACCUGGAGCACUACCUGGACAGUAUUGAGAAUCUGCCAUUUGAAUUACAGAGAAACUUCCAGCUCAUGCGAGAUCUGGAUCAGAGGACAGAAGACCUCAAGUCAGAGAUCGAUAAGUUGGCCACGGAGUAUAUCAGCAAUGCACGGACUUUGUCUUCAGAGGAAAAACUGGGGCUUCUCAAACAAAUCCAAGAGGCCUAUGGAAAGUGCAAGGAAUUUGGGGACGACAAGGUUCAGCUGGCUAUGCAGACCUACGAGAUGGUCGAUAAGCACAUCCGGCGGCUGGACACAGACCUCGCUCGCUUUGAAGCAGACCUGAAGGAGAAGCAGAUAGAGUCGAGUGACUAUGACAGUUCUUCCAGCAAGGGCAAGAAGAAGGGCCGAGCCCAGAAAGAGAAAAAAGCUGCCCGCGCUCGCUCUAAAGGGAAAAACUCUGAUGAGGAAGCACCAAAAACUGCCCAAAAGAAAUUGAAGCUCGUCCGCACUAGCACAGAGUAUGGGAUGCCUUCUGUCACCUUUGGAAAUGUGCACCCCUCGGAUGUACUGGAUAUGCCCGUGGACCCCAAUGAACCCACUUACUGCCUCUGCCACCAGGUCUCCUAUGGGGAGAUGAUUGGCUGUGACAACCCAGAUUGUUCCAUUGAAUGGUUUCAUUUUGCCUGUGUGGGUCUGACAACAAAACCAAGAGGAAAAUGGUUCUGCCCUCGCUGUUCCCAGGAGAGGAAGAAGAAGUAAAUUCACAUGAGACCUCAGUACUGCUGCAGGAGCUCUCUUCCCCCUGCCAGGGCCUCGUCCCAGUUCCCCCAGCCCUUGGGGCCUUGGCUGAAGGGAAGUCUUGCCCUCUUUGUGGUUUGGGCCAUCCCUGGAAUGGUGUGUACCCUCACGGUGGUUCCUGUGUGUUCUGUAUCCCUGGUUGCUUCUGAGUCCUUAAGGGAGGCCCUCUCUGUGUACUAUUCCAAACAGGUCUCUGAACCUCAAAGGGAAUGAAUGAGGGCACCAGGGUAGCCACCAGAUUCCCAGGGAUUCAGGUAGCCCCUGAUUUUCCUUGGCUUUCCUUCAGCCUCCUCAGAGUUCAUUGCCUGUUCUCUGCUUAGAGAACAAGGCUAUGGGAUGGGGGAAGGAAAGGAGGUAAGUCUUCAGCAUUUUAGGUCAUUCAUUUUCCUGGAUCUUUUUCAGGAGAGAGGGAGUACAGGCUACUUCUUAAUCUAGUGGGCUGGUUGAGAGACUGAAAACCUGAUGUGCUCCCUGUCUUUAACCAUUCCACUGCUGGCAUUGAGCAGCCUCUUUUGUUGGGGAGAGGAGGAGGCAGAGGGAUGUUUAGAGCUAGCUUUGUCUCUCUUAUUCCUGGGGUAAACCUGCUGGUCUGGGAAGCACACUGUGUGAAGGAGGAAGAAUUUCUGACCACGUGGGGAGAAACGGCUUGGUCCAGUCUGUCUUCCGGCUUCAAAAUUCUGCCUUCCUCUUGUGUAGCGGUGCUUCUCCAUGACGUUGAUGGUGGGAAGUUUGGGGAUUCAGAUCCCACUUGUAUAAUACAGAAUGAAAUAAAAUUCAUUGAAACCAA